AUGAAUAAGUUUUAUAUUCAAAUUGUUUUUUUUCUUUUAAUCAUCCCCAUAUAUGUGAAUAAUAAAACCCUUGCAACUGAGCUUGUUCCAAAAAAAGAUACAAAACGUUAUCCUACUUCAGAAAAAAUAUAUAAAAAAAACAAACACCUACUAUGUACCAAUCGCAAUGAAUCUAGAAAAGCGUUCAAAUUUAUGAAUGACGCUUUAAAACAUUUAGAACAUCAUGCUACAAGUAAAGAUGGUUAUAAAAAGUGUUGUGGAAAUCCUUCUGAGUAUAUGGUUUUUUAUAAAAAAAAACAUAAAAAGCAUACAAAAAUUCAAAAAGUUAAAUAUAUAAUUGAUGAUCCGAAUAAGUAUAAUGAAAUAAUAAACGAGGUGUGGGAUCCAAAUAGUGGCAAUUAUUUUUAUCCAGGCUCGGUUAAAAAAAAAAUUGUCCGUAUGUACACUCCAAAUUUAUUAAUGAUACAACAACGUUGGAAAAAAUGGCCAUGGUCUCGUGAGAAAUAUUUUUAUGCUAUAGCUGCAAAAUAUAAAAUAUCAAAAAACAAAACUAUAAUUGUCAUGGCUUCAGCAAAUAUAAUUGAUCACAACCGUAAAAAUAAAAAAUAUUUUGAAAAUAAAAUAGUAGAAAGUGCAAAUUUAUUCCAAGCUGAAAUUGAUUCUGAAGAUGAUAUUAGAAAUGGAGAAUUAAAAAAAAUGUUUGUUAACAUAAGUGGAUACAUUGUUGAAAAAAGAAAGAACCAUAUUUAUAUCAUCUAUGUCGACUCUAAUGAUGAACAUGGUUCCAUUUAA
Molecule: messenger RNA, 792 nt
Organism: Plasmodium yoelii
Lineage: Eukaryota; Apicomplexa; Aconoidasida; Haemosporida; Plasmodiidae
Product: fam-a protein
Exons: 6
Coding region: 1-792 (263 amino acids)
Source: RefSeq, a predicted model, not a curated record